AUGGAUUCCCAGGGAUAUGCAGUUGCUCGAGACGGAAGCAAGUAUACAUCCAAGUUCUUUCCUCCGAACCCUGCUGUCCUCAACCUGGCUAAUCUCGCCAACCGGGAGCCUCUCAUGCAUUUGGUCCAGCAGACAAUCCUGUACCAUGUGCGCAAUGGCAAUCCACUGGUUCGGCUGUGGAAGGAUGCUUACGAUGCUGGAUAUAUCGAAGGCUCGGCAGCUCCGUAUUCUCAAUACUUGUUAGCCGUGAGAAAGAUGACUGGCAGAAUGCUUAAUAGCGAGUUCAAUCAGGAAAAGACUAAGACCACCGUCCAGGUUCAGUCUGAGAUCAUCAAGGCUCUUGCUGAAGAACUCUGCUAUGUCGGCACCCCGACUGUAGCCGAAGUCAAGACGGAGUCUCCGAGCCCGGUCAACCUUGCUCAAGCUAGAUUCAGCCCUCUCGCCCCCGAAUUUUCGCCAGAGAAGUCUGCCGUGAAGUCUACUUCAGAGGAAGUACAGCAUACCGUCGAAUAUAAGCCUAGUGAUGCCCGACUAGCAAGCUUCGAAGAGCGAUGCAAGAAGCGUGGACUACGAAUCGCGUCGGCAAAGAAGUAG
This is a messenger RNA of Daldinia vernicosa, 594 nucleotides long. RefSeq lists its product as uncharacterized. NCBI's taxonomy places the organism in Eukaryota, Fungi, Ascomycota, Sordariomycetes, Xylariales, Hypoxylaceae. The record is from RefSeq and is a predicted model, not a curated record. The transcript is spliced from 4 exons. Bases 1 to 594 code for a protein of 197 amino acids.